Messenger RNA from Penicillium hordei, 294 nucleotides. RefSeq lists its product as uncharacterized. The transcript has a single exon. Lineage: Eukaryota; Fungi; Ascomycota; Eurotiomycetes; Eurotiales; Aspergillaceae. The record is from RefSeq and is a predicted model, not a curated record. Bases 1 to 294 code for a protein of 97 amino acids.
AUGACAUUUGGAAAUGAACUUUUCUGGCCACUGGAAUCAAACGAUAACCAUCCAUCAUGGCCUGAUCUGAAAACCAUCGACAUUGAAUACAUUCCCUCAACCCCGUCCGGGAAAUGGAUCUUUGUUGACCGUUCUAAUCGCGAUGAGGACGAUCAAUAUAAGUCCACGGAUUCAGAUCCACAGGAUGAAUUUCCGGAAUACGUGAGAACAGUAAUCGAAGAUCGCAGCGGCAAGCCCUUCCGAGAAGUCAGUGUACCGGGUCUCUUCAAUGAGCUAUAUAUGGCUGUGGGCUAG